ACACCAGAAAGACACCCAGAAUAUGGGGCGAGGUUGGAACACCUGAUUGAAAUUACUACAAACUCCUUAAAGGACACAGCAGUGUUCCAGCAAGAAUCAAAAGAAAGAAUGGCUAGGCUGGAGCUAGAGCUACUCAAUAUUAAAAAAGAGAUGGGUCACUUCAAGAAAAUCGAUGAAACGUUAAACAUAAUUAAAGAUGGUUUAAAAGACCAUGAAAACCGGAUUUCAGACAUUGAGGACUCAAUGGAAAAUUUAAAAGACAACUAUUUGAGGCAAGAAGAUGCAGUGGCACUUCUGGAGUAUGCACAGAAGGAAAAUACUCUGAGAAUAAGAGGACUACCAGAGCUAGAAGGAGAGCUGUUAUCUAAACGACUUAUGCCGAUGCUCCAAGAAGUUUGGGACCUGGAAGAAGAGGAUGCGAUAAGGGAAAUUGAUCAACUCUACAGAGUGAACUCAAGAGUAGCUCACGAUAGAAAACUCCCUAGAGACAUAAUUAUGUACUGUGUAAGAAAAAGCUUAAAAGACGAAAUUUUAAGGUACCAUUCAAGACAACCUCUCAAAAUAGAUGGGAAAACAUUGAUUAUAAUGAAAGAAAUCCCACAAUCAAUCCAGAGACUGAGAAAGGAUUAUAAAUGUCUGACGGACACCCUUAGGAAAAACAACAUUGUAUACCGAUGGAUUAUCCCGGAAGGAAUCUCCUUUGUCUGGAAUGGCAAAAGACUGAACAUUGUCACAGUGCAAAGAGCGCAGGAGAUCACCCAAAAGCUGAGAAAGGCCAUCCAAGAAAAAGGAAACAGCGCGGAUUGUAAUAGCGAGGCACUGGAAAUCAGACCAGUCACCCAGGAUCGAGGAAUGGAGGGAGAAGGUGCAAACCUUAUAUAUAAUGGACAGACUUUCAUUUCAGAUAAAGGAAUUACCAGCGGAGGAGUAUCAACAAACCUGGAUGCCAUGGACACUUAUUACAGUGAUGUGAAUGACCAAUGUGAAAGCAGUAUGAUCAGUGAAGUAAAUUUCUUCAUAGUUUCUAAAAUGGUUUGCUGUACGCAAAAACUGGAUCUCAUUGAUAAGUAG
Messenger RNA from Sphaerodactylus townsendi, 1071 nucleotides. RefSeq lists its product as uncharacterized. The record is from RefSeq and is a predicted model, not a curated record. The transcript has 3 exons. NCBI's taxonomy places the organism in Eukaryota, Metazoa, Chordata, Lepidosauria, Squamata, Sphaerodactylidae. The coding region runs from base 109 to 1071 and encodes 320 amino acids.